AUGCCGACCGCCUCGCCUGCCGUGGGCCAGCAGACUCCGCCAAACCAGCAGCCCUUGAUCCCCGUCGGCGCCGAUUGCGAGCUGGUCGACUCCGAGACAGGGAGCGUCUUUCUCGCCACAGUCAUCUCACGACGCUGGGGCAGCCCAUCGAGCACGCAGGCUGGGUCCGAGAGCGACCAUGUUCAGUACUACAUCCACCGCCACGACCAGGAUAAGCGCAUGGAUGGAUGGGUCGAUCAGUCCUCCGUUCGUCCGGUAUCCGCUCGCCCUGCACCGACAGCCGCACCUGCUCCAUCCGACCCUCAUCAUCUGCUGCUGAGCACGGCAACACGUCCGGGCGACAAGGGCAAGAGGAAAGCCGAGAACGAGCUCAAGUACGACGACAGCGACGGCAGCCGAACGCCCUCAGCCAGCAGGCAGGCAUCACCGACACCGCCAGAUCGCCUCCCUCACCCUCGCAGCAGGAAGAAUGCUCCGGCUUCGUCGCCCGAGACUCCAGCGCUGCGUAACAUCGACCGCGUCCUGUAUGGCAACUUUGACAUCAAGACGUGGUACUACAGUCCAUAUCCACUCGACCACGACGAUGACGCUACCGAUGGCUCGGCGGCGUCUUCGCACGUGUCUACAGGUCUGGGGUCCAACAAGCGCAACCAGUCGCCAUCCCUGAGACUUGGAGCAGCCUCAUCUCCCGCAGCGAGGCGCGCGCCCAACACUGGCGCCGACUCGCCCGCAUCUGCGUCACGGAUGUCGCCCGCCGCCGGCCAUGCACGCGGCCGCAAGGACGUUCUUCCGACCAAGAUGCUCUGGAUCUGCGACGGGUGCUUCAAGUACAUGAAGACGUACAAUGGCUAUGCAGCCCACCGCAAGUUCUGCCGAAACACUCAUCCGCCCGGGCGCAAAGUCUACCAGCGCGGCGCGCACAUCAUCUGGGAGGUCGACGGCGCCCAAGAGACGCUGUAUUGCCAGAAUCUCUCGCUCUUCGGCAAGCUCUUCAUCGACCACAAGACUAUCUACUUUGACGUCGAGCCCUUCGUCUUCUACGUGCUCACUGAUGCAGCCAAUGCGAGCUUCGACCAUGCGCUCGGCUUCUUCUCCAAGGAGAAGAUCUCGUACGACGACUACAACCUCGCGUGCAUCGUCACCUUUCCACCGUUUCAGCGAAAGAGCUUUGGCACGCUCAUGAUCGAGUUCUCGUACUAUUUGUCUGCAGCGCAAGGCAUGCUCGGCACGCCCGAGAGGCCGCUCUCGGAUCUGGGGCUCAAAGGCUAUCUAUCGUUCUGGACGGCGGUGCUGUUGCGCGCGCUGGUGACGUGCUUCGACGGUCCGCUCCAGCCGCGCAAGGGCAGUGCAGCGAGGGGGCGCAGGCAAUCAUCGGCCGCGAGGUCGGCACAUGUGGUUGGUCAGAGCGUGGAGGAUGAAAACAAGGCGAAUGUCAGUGAGGCAGCAAGACAUUGGAACAUCCUCGUCCAGCGAUGCAAGCUGCUCGACGUGGACAUCAAAGCGCUUUCUCACCAGCCCGGCUACGAAGAGCUGCGCAAACUUGCCUCAGAGGCCGAUGGCCAAGUCAUCGCCGGUUCCGAUACUACUGCCGCGGCUGCGGCAGCGCAGAAGCGCAAAAUCCGGCUCAAAGGGUGGGCGGGUAGCACGCCUGCUCGUGCGCUACGGGCUGCGCGCAUCCAGCCGGCGCCCAACGACAACGCGCACACGCAGGCAGGGACGACGCCAAAUUCUGCACGAACUGCCUCCAACGGCGUCGGGGCCGGAUCGCCAGACGCGGCUCAUCCUGCGCUGGACGUUGCUAAGCUGCGUGCCAACGAGCCGUGCACGAUGAAUGUGACGCUCGAUGCGCUCUCGCGUCUUACGCAUAUCCGGCCGGACGACAUCGUGCUUGCGCUCUCGGAAGCGGGCAUGCUCAACGCCGCGUCAACUCCAUUCCUUCCGGCCUCUAGUGCGGCUGUGUCGCAGAACGGCGCGUCGCAAGACGGGGCCUCAUCAGCCAACGGCAAGAGCGGCCAGGGCAGCCCGUCGACACCCGCACACGGGCAACCCGCGCUUCUGCUUACACGCGACGCGAUCCGCUCGGCGAUCGAACGCUUCAACGUGCGUCCUGCCGUGCUGGACGAAUCGUACGCACUCAUUUGA
Messenger RNA from Moesziomyces antarcticus, 2142 nucleotides. RefSeq names its product histone acetyltransferase. Bases 1 to 2142 code for a protein of 713 amino acids. NCBI's taxonomy places the organism in Eukaryota, Fungi, Basidiomycota, Ustilaginomycetes, Ustilaginales, Ustilaginaceae. The transcript has a single exon. Gene Ontology annotation, molecular function: histone acetyltransferase activity. The record is from RefSeq and is a predicted model, not a curated record. Gene Ontology annotation, biological process: regulation of DNA-templated transcription.